AGCAGGAGCUCUGCGGAGCGGGCUGCGCGGGCGCACGACGUGGAGGAGGCCUGGCUGGCGGCGGCGCGGGCCGGUGUGGCACGAAUGGGGGAGAUAGAAGGAACAUACAGAGUUUUACCGACUUCAGGGACACGCUUGGGUGCCCAAACGACCUCAGUGGGAGUCAGUACCCUGGAGCCAGAGCAGACCCUCUCACCCAGGAUGCAGGAGAAACAGCUGUGCAUCAGAGUGAAGCUGCUGGACAGCACUGUGGAAGUGUUUGACGUUGAGCCUAAGUGUGAUGGACAGGUCUUACUGACGCAAGUGUGGAAGCAUUUAAACCUGAUUGAAUAUGACUACUUUGGUCUGGAGUUUAAGAACGUCCAAUCCUACUGGAUUUGGCUUGAACCUAUGAAACCCAUCAUUAGGCAAGUACGAAAGCCAAAGAAUGUGGCGUUUCGCCUGGCCGUAAAAUUUUUCCCACCUGACCCUGGCCAGCUGCAAGAAGAGUGCACAAGGUACCUGUUUGCCUUGCAACUCAAGAGAGACCUCCUGGAAGAACGCUUGACCUGCUCUGCCACCACGGCAGCCCUUCUCAUAUCCCACCUCCUACAGUCGGAAAUAGGAGAUUACGAUGAAACCUUGGAUCGAGAACACCUCAAAGCCAAUGAGUACUUGCCCAACCAGGAGCAAUCCCUGGAAAAGAUACUAGACUUCCAUCAGAGGCACACGGGCCAGACACCUGCAGAGUCAGAUUUCCAGGUUCUGGAGAUCGCAAGGAAGCUGGAAAUGUAUGGCAUCAGGUUUCACAUGGCUUCUGACAGAGAAGGGACCAAGAUCAAUCUGGCAGUUUCUCACAUGGGUGUCCUCGUGUUCCAGGGUAUCACCAAAAUCAAUACUUUUAACUGGUCCAAGGUCCGUAAACUAAGUUUCAAGAGGAAAAGGUUUCUUAUCAAACUCCACCCGGAGGUCCAUGGACCCUACCAGGACACGCUAGAGUUCUUGUUGGGUAGCAGAGAUGAAUGUAAGAACUUCUGGAAGAUAUGUGUGGAGUACCACACCUUUUUCAGACUGUCUGACCAGCCUAAGCCAAAGGCAAAAGCUGUCUUCUUCAGCAGGGGCUCCUCCUUCAGAUACAGUGGAAGAACUCAGAAACAACUAGUAGAUUAUGUCAAAGAUGGUGGGAUGAAGAGAAUUCCAUAUGAAAGACGACACAGUAAGACUCGGAUGUCUUUUCAUGCUCUGACUACAGAUCUUCCUAAACAGAGCAUCUCAUUCACCGAUGGCUUGAGAACUUCUGCCUCCCUGUCUUCAGCAAAUGCCUCCUUUUGUCCACUCCCUACUUCUUCUUUGUCCCCUCCUGGUCUGCCCAAUCUGAAGGACAGCAGCAGCUCCCUUGUGGAUCCCCAGGCUCCCCACAUCAAGAGCACAGCAGCAGAGAGGAGAAGCAGAGCAUCAUCAUCUGAAGGCCCCAGCACACAGUCGGCCCAUCUCCCUGGACCCCCUGUGCUCCAGCCUGGUCCAGGCUUUUCUGUGGAUAGUCCUCAGCCUUCUCCUUCCAGCCUGAAGAGCCAACUGAGCCUGAGCCCUGAGCUUCAGGCCUCUCUGAGCACAACUGAGCAGGGAUCAGCCCCUGCUCUAAGCCCUGUCCUCAGUGGUGCUGGCACAGCCAGGAUGGACAACCAGGAAGAGCAGAAACACAAGCACAUGCCAGAAGAUGAGGCCUAUUUCAUUGCCAAGGAGAUCCUUGCUACAGAACGAACAUAUCUGAAGGAUUUAGAAGUUAUUACUGUGUGGUUUCGAAGUAUGGUGGUCAAGGAGGAUGCCAUGCCUGCAACCCUGAUGACCCUGCUUUUCUCCAACAUCGAUCCAGUCUACGAGUUCCACAGAGGCUUCCUGCACGAGGUGGAGCAGAGGCUGGCACUCUGGGAAGGACCCCCCAGUACCCACUUAAAAGAUGAUCAUCAACGGAUUGGGGACAUUCUCCUCAGGAAUAUGUGUCAGUUAAAGGAGUUUACUAGCUACUUCCAGAGACAUGAUGAGGUCCUAACAGAACUGGAAAAGGCCACAAAACAGUAUAAAAAGCUGGAGGCAGUCUACAAGGAGUUCGAGCUCCAGAAGGUCUGCUACCUGCCUCUCAACACGUUCCUGGUGAAGCCCGUCCAGAGGCUUGUGCACUACCGUCUGCUGCUGAGCCGGCUGUGCAGAUACUACACACCCGGGCAUGGGGACUAUGCUGACUGCCACGAGGCUCUGAAAGCCAUUACAGAAGUGACCACUGAGCUCCAGCACAGCCUUACCCGACUGGAAAACAUACAGAAGCUGACAGAGCUGCAGCGGGAUCUGGUCGGUAUAGAAAACCUCAUUGCUCCAGGAAGGGAGUUCAUCCGUGAGGGCUGCCUUCACAAGCUCACCAAGAAAGGCCUGCAACAGAGGAUGUUUUUUCUGUUCUCAGAUAUGUUGCUGUAUACAAGCAAAAGUGUCACGGGGGCCAGUCAUUUCCGGAUUCGUGGCUUCCUUCCACUCCGUGGCAUGCUGGUAGAAGAAAGUGAGAAUGAAUGGUCUGUUCCUCAUUGUUUCACCAUCUAUGCAGCUCAGAAAACAAUUGUGGUGGCAGCCAGCACUCGGCUAGAAAAGGAAAAGUGGAUGCAGGACCUGAAUGCCGCAAUCCAGGCAGCCAAGAGUAUUGGUGACACAUCUCCAGUGCUGCUGGGAGGCCCCCUGUAUACUCGUACCCCCAGAUCUUCCGAUGAGGUCUCUCUGGAGGAAUCUGAAGAUGUUCGAGGAACCCGGGGAUCCCUGGAGGGGAACAGCCAGCACCGGGCCAAUACCACAAUGCAUGUGUGCUGGUACCGGAACACAAGUGUGUCCAGAGCAGACCACAGUGCAGCCGUUGAGAACCAGCUUUCAGGAUAUCUGCUGAGAAAGUUCAAGAACAGCAAUGGCUGGCAGAAGCUCUGGGUGGUCUUUACCAACUUCUGCUUGUUUUUCUAUAAAACUCACCAGGAUGACUACCCCCUGGCCAGCCUUCCCCUAUUGGGUUACAGUGUGAGCCUCCCCAGGGAGACAGACAGCAUCCAGAAAGACUACGUUUUCAAGCUCCAAUUCAAAUCUCACGUUUACUUCUUCCGGGCUGAGAGCAAGUACACAUUUGAAAGGUGGAUGGAGGUCAUCAAAAGGGCCAGCAGCUCAUCGGGGAGACCCCCAAGUUUCACUCAGGACUGCUCACAUCUCUCUCCAGGGCUGGAGGCAGAGGUCAGAGAAAAGGAGGAAUGUCCUUCACUCUACAUGGACAAGAACCUAGAACAGAGGCUUUCAGGGAGUAUAGGAAUCAUCCCAAGGACUGAACAACUCCAGCCAUCUUCCCACCAGAUGACACAUGGUGCUGACCCUAGAAUGAGCCUCAUAAGACCUCUAGGAGGACCUCUGCCCUCCCCCAAACUCCAGAAACAGUGAAGACUCAUGAUGGCUGGGCACAUCUCUGAGAUCUAUAAAAAUGAAAUGAGGGUUUGUCAUGAGCAUGGCCCCAAACACAAGACAGGUCAUAUCCACUUCUACCUGUAGCACCAAUAGCCAAAUUCACGUUGCUUCAGACAAGCACUAUAUAAUCAGGUUUAUGUGAUAAGCUCAUGUUGCUCUAGGGGUUAGCCUCCAGAUCACAGCAAAAUAAGAGUAUGCAAAAGCUACUCUGGUUUCUAUCCCACAUACCCUCCUCUAGACCAGUGAAAACCAAAGACCAUCCACCCAAGCCUAGGAGGAGGGGGCCUUUCCUUAUUAGCUCCCAGUACUUCUCAUCAACUGAGUCCUGUUCACCCAUAUGACUUAAAAUAAAAGGACAUUUCCUCACCCACCAA
This is a messenger RNA of Psammomys obesus (fat sand rat), 3833 nucleotides long. RefSeq names its product FERM, ARH/RhoGEF and pleckstrin domain protein 2 (gene Farp2). Gene Ontology annotation, molecular function: cytoskeletal protein binding; guanyl-nucleotide exchange factor activity. NCBI's taxonomy places the organism in Eukaryota, Metazoa, Chordata, Mammalia, Rodentia, Muridae. The transcript has 27 exons. Gene Ontology annotation, cellular component: cytoskeleton. The record is from RefSeq and is a predicted model, not a curated record. Bases 85 to 3435 code for a protein of 1116 amino acids.